Acanthisitta chloris (rifleman) is the source of this 1695-nucleotide messenger RNA. Its product is annotated as ephrin type-A receptor 8-like. Gene Ontology annotation, cellular component: membrane; neuron projection. Gene Ontology annotation, biological process: axon guidance; cell surface receptor protein tyrosine kinase signaling pathway; protein phosphorylation. Bases 1 to 1695 code for a protein of 564 amino acids. Gene Ontology annotation, molecular function: ATP binding; protein binding; transmembrane-ephrin receptor activity. NCBI's taxonomy places the organism in Eukaryota, Metazoa, Chordata, Aves, Passeriformes, Acanthisittidae. The record is from RefSeq and is a predicted model, not a curated record. The transcript is spliced from 8 exons.
AUGGCAUGGGCACAGAGGGAUCUGACAUCCUCGCUCUCCAUCGUCAGCGCCUGGGCCGCCUGUCUCUCUGCCACCACCAGCGAAGUGAACUUGCUGGACACAUCAACAAUCCCAGGGGACUGGGGCUGGAUGACUUAUCCCUCACAUGGGUGGGAUUCCAUCAAUGAAAUGGAUGAGUUUUUCAGCCCCAUCCACACCUACCAAGUGUGCAAUGUCAUGACCCCCAACCAGAACAACUGGCUACGAACCAACUGGGUGCAACGAGAUGGCGCACGAAGGGUCUACGCGGAGAUCAAAUUCACCCUGAGGGACUGCAACAGCAUGCCAGGGGUGCUGGGCACCUGCAAGGAGACCUUCAACCUCUACUACAUGGAGUCUGACCGGGACCUGGGCAGCAGCACCCGGGAGAGCCAGUUCCUGAAGAUCGACACCAUCGCGGCCGACGAGAGCUUCACCAACGUGGACCUCGGCGUGCGGCGCCUCAAGCUGAACACAGAGGUGCGAGGUGUGGGGCCCCUGAGCAAGAGGGGGUUCUACCUGGCCUUCCAGGACAUAGGUGCCUGCAUUGCCAUUGUCUCAGUGAGGGUGUACUACAAGAAGUGCCCAGCCACGGUGAGGAACUUGGCCUCCUUCUCCGAGGCUGUGACCGGGGCGGACUCGUCCUCCUUGGUGGAAGUGCGUGGGGAGUGCGUGGGGCACUCGGAGGAGAGGGACACCCCCAAAAUGUACUGCAGUGCUGAAGGAGAGUGGUUGGUGCCCAUUGGGAAGUGUGUGUGCAGCGCUGGAUAUGAAGAGCAGAGGGAUUCCUGCAUGGCAUGCCAGCUGGGAUUUUACAAGUCAGCCCCUGGGGACCAGCUGUGUGCCAAGUGCCCCUUGCACAGCCACUCGGAGAGCCGAGCGGCGCGAGUGUGUCGCUGCGACAGCAGCUUCUACCGCGCGCUGCAGGACCCUCCCUCGGCCGCCUGCACACGCCCUCCCUCUGCUCCUGUGAACCUGAUCUCCAGUGUAAAUGGCACAUCAGUGAGCCUGGAGUGGGGUCCCCCCCUGGACAAGGGGGGCCGUGCUGACGUGGUGUACAACGUGCUGUGCCGGCGCUGCGCGGGCACCGCGGGGCCGUGCGAAGCCUGCGGCAGUGGCAUCCGCUUCGUGCCCCAGCAGAUGAGCCUGGUGCAGGGAGCCCUGACUGUCACCAACCUCCUGGCACACACCAACUAUUCCUUCUGGGUGGAGGCUGUCAAUGGUGUCUCUGACCUCAGCCUGGAGUCCAGGAGAGCUGCGGUCGCCAACAUCACGACGAACCAGGCAGCCCCGUCACAGGUGGUGGUGGUGCACCAGGAGAGCACAGGCCAGAACAGUGUCACCUUGCUGUGGCAGGAGCCAGACCAGCCCAAUGGCAUCAUCCUGGAGUACGAGAUCAAGUACUACGAGAAGGACAAAGAAAUGCAGAGCUAUUCGACUCUGAAAUCCAAGGGCACCACUGCCACCAUCUCUGGGCUCAAACCUGCAACCCGCUACAUCUUCCAGGUUCGGGCUCGCACCUCUGCUGGCUGUGGGAGGUUCAGCCAGACUGUGGAGGUGGAGACAGGGAAGCCAGUGUCUCUCCGGUACGACACGAUGACGAUUGUCUGGAUCUGCCUGACACUCAUCACUGGCCUCGUUGCCUUGCUGGUGGUCCUCAUCUGCAAGAAGAGGUAA